AUGGGAUUUCUGCUCACUGAGGCACCCGAGGCUGAGGCACCCGAGGCUGAGGCACCCGUAGCUAACCUGAAAGCCGCCAUUGUCAUGAUCAUCCACGUGUUUGCCCGCUACGCAGGGACACACAGCAGUGGGCGGAGCCUCAGCAAGGAGGAGCUGAGGGUGCUGCUGGAGAAGGAGCUCCCGGGCUUCCUGGAGAGCGGGGAGGACAAGGACGAUGCCAUGGAGAAGGUGUUCAGGAGCCUGGACACCAACGAGGACGCCACAGUGAGCUUCCAGGAGUUCCUCCUGCUGGUGGCGGGGCUCCUGGCGGCCUGUCACAAGCACUUCCAGGAGGAGGGAGCCAGCUGA
Molecule: messenger RNA, 348 nt
Organism: Myotis daubentonii (Daubenton's bat)
Lineage: Eukaryota; Metazoa; Chordata; Mammalia; Chiroptera; Vespertilionidae
Product: protein S100-P-like
Biological process (GO): endothelial cell migration
Cellular component (GO): cytoplasm; extracellular exosome
Molecular function (GO): transition metal ion binding; calcium ion binding; calcium-dependent protein binding
Source: RefSeq, a predicted model, not a curated record